AUGGGUGACAUUGCAAAGGGAAAGAAGGCCUUUGUUCAGAAAUGCGCCCAGUGCCACACUGUCGAAGACGGUGGGAAGCACAAAGUGGGUCCAAACCUUUGGGGUCUGUUCGGACGUAAGACUGGUCAGGCUGAGGGCUACUCCUACACGGACGCCAACAAGAGCAAAGGCAUUACUUGGGGUGAAGCCACCCUGAUGGCGUACUUGGAAAACCCUAAGAAAUACAUUCCAGGAACAAAGAUGAUCUUUGCUGGCAUCAAGAAGAAGGGCGAGCGCCAAGACCUUGUUGCAUAUUUGAAGUCUGCGACAUCGUAAAACAUUGUAUUUGAAGAUAAAUAUUUAAGUUAAAUGUGUUUUUAGUCUGAGUUUGUUGUCCCUUUUUGAUCUGUACUUCAAUGACACAAAAUCACUAUUUAAUG
Salmo salar (Atlantic salmon) is the source of this 419-nucleotide messenger RNA. Its product is annotated as cytochrome c. The record is from RefSeq and is a predicted model, not a curated record. Gene Ontology annotation, molecular function: heme binding; electron transfer activity. Lineage: Eukaryota; Metazoa; Chordata; Actinopteri; Salmoniformes; Salmonidae.